AUGAAAUCUGUAUCUCAAACAGAAGCUCAAGCUGUCAAAAUCAGGCCUAAGCAUCGACAGCGAACUGAAACUGAAGUUCAAUCAGGUAAAACCAAGCUGAAGCUUGGACAGGGAAACUCAGACAUGGAAGCUCAAACUCUAAUAGAAGCUAUAGCUGGUAAAACUGAAGCUCGGACAGGGAAAUAUUGGCCCAAAAUCAAUAGUUUGGAAUUUGCCCUCGUUUUGUUCGACACACUGGAUAGACCCACAUGGUUUAUCUUGUCGAGACUUUUCUUCGAAUGCUACCAAGUUAUGUUUGGCUUGCUCUUUACGAUAUACUUUAACUUUUUCUGCAUAAUAUUCAUAAUCGGUUUCAUAAAAAUUAAAAAUAUACUGAACGCCAUCAGAGAUAACGCUAUCGAAGAACGCAGUCACUCGCCCAUAAAACUGUUGUUAGCGGCAUCACGAAUGUACGAGGACAUAUUUUAUGGAAUCGAAGGCUUCAAUCGAAUGGUUUCUGUCCCUCUAUUGACGAUGGUGGUUACUAAUACAUUUGACUCUUUGGUCAUUAUAACUAUUAUUUAUAAUGGGGAACAAAAUAAAAUGGAUUAUUUACAUCUAGGCGCCAUUGGAAUGUUUUAUGUAAUGGUCAUUUUAUCCGCAGUAGCAGUUACACAGUUGAGCGAACAAUUAUGUGAUAUAUUAGGCGAGUGCAAUAUCUGUUAUACAGAUACAGAAAUGUCACUGGCAAAAAAUACCUUCUUACUGCAGCUAUGCCAUCAGAAAAUUAACUUCUCUAUUUGCAAAAUGAUGCCACUAACAAUGGACGCAUUAGUUAACAUAUUUACAUUCGGCACGACAAUUGUUAUAUUUUUGUUCCAGCUGGCAAAUACCUGGUAAAACUGAAAUAGUAUACAAAACAUUUGAGUUUAUUUCUACACCAUAGUUUUACCUAAUAGAUGUUAUCACUUAGGUUUUAUUAUUUAAGUCUUCAAGCAAGUAGACAAUAAAAAAUGUUUUUCAACUACAACUAUAAUU
Messenger RNA from Anoplophora glabripennis (Asian longhorned beetle), 1017 nucleotides. RefSeq lists its product as uncharacterized. The record is from RefSeq and is a predicted model, not a curated record. The coding region runs from base 1 to 879 and encodes 292 amino acids. Lineage: Eukaryota; Metazoa; Arthropoda; Insecta; Coleoptera; Cerambycidae. Gene Ontology annotation, cellular component: membrane. Gene Ontology annotation, biological process: sensory perception of taste. The transcript has 5 exons.